This is a messenger RNA of Colletotrichum phormii, 1131 nucleotides long. RefSeq names its product glycosyl hydrolase family 61-domain-containing protein. Bases 202 to 1131 code for a protein of 309 amino acids. The record is from RefSeq and is a predicted model, not a curated record. The transcript is spliced from 4 exons. NCBI's taxonomy places the organism in Eukaryota, Fungi, Ascomycota, Sordariomycetes, Glomerellales, Glomerellaceae.
AGCAUCUCGGUCUCCUCGUUCCUCGAAAAGAGAGUUUGUUUUGUCUCUUCAACAGUUUCAGUCACUCACCUGUCCACUCUUUACUUUCAGUACUUCUCUACAGCUCGACGCCGGCGUCAUUACACUCACUUCUCACCUUUGUGUGCACUUCUAACGCCCGGAAAUCACCUUCAAAAACAACCAAACCAAAUCACCGUCAAGAUGAAGUCUGUCGCUGCUCUCGCCCUUACCGCCUCCAUGGCCAACAUGGUUGCCGGCCACGCCAUCUUCCAGCAACUCUGGGUCAACGGUGUUGACCAGGAGUCCAGCUGCGUCCGCAUGCCCGCCUCCAACUCCCCCGUCCAGGACCCCACGUCCAACGACAUGCGCUGCAACGCCAACUCUGCCGCCGCUACCACCACCUGCGGCGUCAAGGCCGGCGACACCAUCACCGUCGAGAUGCACCAGCACAACACCCGUGAUUGCACCGAGGAGGCUAUCGGAGGUGCCCACCACGGCCCCGUCAUGGUCUACCUGAGCUCCGUCACCGACGCCGCCACCGCCGAUGGCUCCAGCUCUUUCUUCAAGAUCUUCGAGUCCGGCUACUUCGCCAACAACAACACCUGGGGUAACGACCUGAUCAACGAGGGCUGCGGCAAGCAGAACGUUGUCAUUCCUUCCGAUAUUGCCCCUGGUGACUACCUUCUCCGUGCCGAGACCGUCGCUCUCCACGCCGCCGGCUCCGAGAACGGUGCUCAGUACUACAUGAGCUGUUAUCAAAUCAAGGUCGAAGGCAGUGGCACUGCUAAGCCCGAGGGUGUCGUCUUCCCCGGUGCUUACAAGGCCACCGACCCUGGUCUGUUGAUCAACAUCUACAACACCAUCACCUCCUACGUCAUCCCUGGUCCUGCUGUCUACGAGGGUGGUGGUUCUUCCGGCUCUGCCCCGGCCUCCUCCGCUCCCGCUGCCGCCCCUACUACCCUCGUCACUAGCGCCGCUGCCGCCUCGGCUACCCCCACGGCUGCCGCGCCUGCGACCACCUCUUCCGCCGCCGCUGCCUCUACCUCUGCUGCUGCCGCCCCUGCGCCCAGCAGCCCCUCCGGCUGCAAGCGCCGCCGUUCCCACAAGGCCCGCCGCUCUGCCAAGUACUAG